Molecule: messenger RNA, 309 nt
Organism: Aspergillus melleus
Lineage: Eukaryota; Fungi; Ascomycota; Eurotiomycetes; Eurotiales; Aspergillaceae
Exons: 1
Coding region: 1-309 (102 amino acids)
Cellular component (GO): mitochondrion
Source: RefSeq, a predicted model, not a curated record
AUGUCUUUGGAUGAUAAUGAUGCUUCGUCUUUCGAACCGACGGGUUGCCCAAUUAAGUUCACGGAGGGAGAGAUACGGAAAUGUGAAAAUGACCAUGACCAAGAAGAGGAGAAGAUCCAGGAGCUCUCUGAGAUGAGGGGCUUGAUAGGAUCUAACUCUCUUGGAUGGGUCCCGCAUGAGCAGUUCAAGAAGUCCCAGGAAAUCGUUAAUGCAAUCAAAGCAGGCUUGAUGGAACAGUCCAGCACAGAGGCGGAAAGAUUCGCUUUGCAGGAUCAUUUUCCUUUCGAUGACCACGAGGAGGAUGCGUGA